This is a messenger RNA of Acanthaster planci (crown-of-thorns starfish), 5368 nucleotides long. RefSeq lists its product as uncharacterized. Gene Ontology annotation, molecular function: guanyl-nucleotide exchange factor activity. The record is from RefSeq and is a predicted model, not a curated record. Lineage: Eukaryota; Metazoa; Echinodermata; Asteroidea; Valvatida; Acanthasteridae. Gene Ontology annotation, cellular component: plasma membrane. Gene Ontology annotation, biological process: regulation of apoptotic process; Ras protein signal transduction.
GUUGCAUAAAUCGUAGUUUUUUCACAUCAGCACUGAUUGGUCGGAAGUUUGCGCACAGCGUUUUGGCUUGUGACGUCACAAACACCUUGCGCGAUCGCCAACCGCGCGUAUCGCAAUGCAUUUCGUUGCGCACACAUACUGCCGUGUUUACAUCGCUACAAGCCGAAACGCCUAUUUUUGUUAAAAUAACCAAGUGGUGUCGAUUUUCCCGCUUAAAUUGCAGCCACGUGGCAGGGCGAGCAGCAGAUGGCGACUCUUCAAAAACUGUUGUGGACUGAAGAAUACUCCGACUUCUCUGACGAGGUGGUGCUGGUCGAGAGCCGCUUCGUUCUGGAGAGAAAACACGGGGAGUGUCUGUGCAUGGUACACGCUGGCCUGACGCACACCGUGGUGCUGAUAGCUGAGGAAAGCGUAGAGGCAGACGCGGAUCAUCUCAGGACUGUCGCAGUUGCGACCGACGCACCCUCCAACUUAGAGUACCUCUACCUGGCGCACCUCUUCCCCUUACAGAAUACCAGGCUGUCGACCAGGAGACACCAGGAGCACCGGGGAGAGCACGUCUUGAGGCUUCGCCUCUCCUCGGGGAAGACGUGGUACCUGGAGCUAGCUGAAGGUAGGCAUCGCGAAGAUCGCUGGAGGGAGUGGUUGUCCUGGAUUCAUGAUCUAGACAAGAGACGCCUCGAGAUGCACCAUCAGAUGACGCUACACCCACGAUCAAGAGAGGCGAUACGGGCACAGCUGAAUUGGGGGAACUUGGAAGAGUGGACGGCUGAUGGUCAGGAAGGCGCAGCGGCCCUGGCGGCGGCACAGCAGCGGACACGCCGCGACUCCCGCGCUUACCACUGGGUGGGCCAUUUUGGAGGGGCAUUGUCUCGGGACCAUGAUGGCCAGAUAACCGGCGAAGACUACGACGCACCAGAUGCAGGCCUUCCUGGCCUCCUGCUUGGUCGUUCCGACAGCAUCCACCACUCUCCGAGCAGCAACAUGAGACAACACGGACGUAGCCACGUGUCCAAGUCUGCGACGGUCGUGGACCCGUCCGCGUCGUUCGUCUGGCAGCAGCCGGGAGAUCACCACUCCCUCCCCGUCCGGAAAAUCACCUACAGCAGCACAGACACGUACUCUAGCCUGGAGGACAUCGAGAGUGUGGGCAGCCUGGUCGGGGAUGCAUCCUUCGACUGGAAUCACCCUGUCUCGGACAACAUCAACCAGAAGCUGAUCCUCUGCGUUGGCGACCUCUUCCAAAAGUUCAACAUCGAGGCGCAUGGCCAUGGCCACGUCGGUAGGUGGCGCCCUAUGGCCUCAUUGACGGCAGUCGACCAGUUGAGGGAAUCCGACGUGACUACCUCUCACGGGGAAAGGCGUGGUUUGCCGCCCCUACCCGCAAAGGAGAUGCUCCAUCGUCGCUACUCACUGCCAGAUGUGCUGGAAGGAGAGGCCAGCUUCCUGGACGAUAUGCAGCCGGCGGCUGACGUCGCCCACCGGAAAUCUCUCGUCUACCUGGACCUGAUGAAUGACGACGACACCAAGACGCCCCACGUGUUCGGUGGCCACGUGAUGCUCCUGUCACCCGAGCAGACCAGGCUGCAGCAGGAGAUCACGAAAUCUCGCGAGUUGCCGGCCGACCUGGAGUUCGUGACAGCAGAGGGUAAGGGGCGUAGAGGGAUGUCUGGACAGGGAGGGGCACCGAUUUCGGGCCGAGUUGGUGUGACAGCGCUGGCACGGCAAACGGUGCAGAGGCAUGGAAGGAAGACAGAGAAAUCCAUGAAAGAAAGAUUACACCUCGGAAGCCACGAUAGUCACAGAGAACCUCUUAGGAAACAGCACGCGAAAUUAAAGUCAGAUACCACAGAGCAUCUCUCUGCCAGAAUUCUUCGCAAUAUACGGAAACGUAAGCGUUCAAGACGAGAUGGACGACCAGACCAAAUUACCAGCGUCCAUGACAUCGAUCCAGCCGUCCUCGCCGGAGAGUUGACCUCACUUGACUCGCUAUUGUUUGUGCGCGUUCGAGAAGCUGAGUUGGUGGACUGUCUAUGGCUUAAGGGAGACAGACACGCCCGCGCGCCCCACACCACCAGGCUCAUCGAAUUCUUCGAGCGCGUGGUGGGCCUGGUGUCCACCGAGAUCCUGCGGGGGUCCACCGCCAGGGAACGGGCGGCAACCGUGGCCCGGUUCGUGCUGGUCGCCGAGAGGUGCCGUAAGCUGCAGAACUUCCACAGCCUGAAGGCCGUGCUGAGCGGGCUGAAGGUACCUCCCAUCUACCGCCUAAGGAGGACCUGGCAGGCGUUUGAGGAGGACCACCCGGCCGAGUUUGGAGCCUGGAGCGAGAUGGUGUUUCUGAUGGCGGACGACGGAAAGAGUGAUCUGUACAAAAUGGCGGUGAAGAAAUCUCUCCUGUCGCCACCUUGUCUGCCAUUCAUAGGUCCAUUCCUGUUAAGUGUUGUGGAUCUGUAUUCAGCCGUUGAUAGAGCAGGAAUGCAACAAAGACGUUUUAGAAGGUAUGAUCAAUUUUCGUCUUCAUCUUCGUCACCUUCUUGCUACUCUUCAACGGAUGAGAGGGAAUCAACUAUACAAGACGUCUGCUAUGUCACUGACGACUCCAACACCGCGAACUCGACCACCGAAUAUCGUACCCAGCCAAAGUCGGCGCAUCAUGUUGGAUUCUUCGAUACUUUUGCUUCUGCCUGGCACAAGCUCCACCUCAAACACGGUAAACUGUCCGGAUCCCAGGCGGGGGCGUAUUCUGUUUCAUCCUGUUCACCCGAAUCGGAGGCGACCGGCGCGAGAAGAAUGACGCAAGGACGGAAGGAGCGCAUACGAGCACUGAUCAUUGACUACGCGAAGCGGUGUGCCCAGCAGCGUGGGAUGGAGUGGCGAGCCGGAGGGGGACGGGGUGCGGUCACCGCCCAAGAUCUGCUCGAGGCCGCCCUGUUCGCAGGGGUGGGUAAUCCCAUCAACUGGGGGAGCCUCUUCUCCAAGGUACAGCCGGCCGAUUGCGAGAUGCUGGCCGUUUCCAAGCAGGAGACCGAGGAGAAAGAAGCCAAGAAAAACGCCGAGUACCAGUUGUAUAGGACACUAUUCACGCACCAGAUGGCUGCCGUGCAGUACACGCACGGGAGCAACCGAGCCGCGAGAAACUACCUGCUGCACGCUGAAUACAACACAGACCAGCAGAAUUUCAAGCUGUCGAUGAGUCGUGAGCCCCCUAGCGACUGAAAACUGACAAUUAGUUCGAAACACACAAACACUGUACCGAAUGGUGCGUCUUGAACCUUUACAAAGGAAUACACAGCAAACCAGUCUGCUGUGGCGCAAUUUUCUUCCCUGAAACAAACACUGGUCUAAACAAAGACAUUAUGUUUGAAUCCUAUAUUUAAAUGACCUGUGGCAAAAGUGGACAUGCCUAAGGACCUGGUCUAAGUUAGGGCCAGACCAACAAGUCAAAUGCGGAUCAUGAAAUUGGUGCGGUACCAUGUCUACCAUUGACACAACGAUGUGUAACGCUUCACACCGGUUCAUGCCCCAAAGAUAAUUGAACAGCGCCACCUUCAGCUCGAGCCCUUCGCAAAUCGCCCAUGAUAGCCGGCCGAUGAUAGCCGGCCGCACGUUUCGACCUCAUCGUUUGUUCUCAGCUUGCUGCAUCUGACAAUGUUUCUGAAACGGUUGUAUUCCUUGGGACUCAAUCAACAUGACGUCUCAAGUUUGCUUCAAGAGGGAAGGCUCACAUAAGUAGCUAACAGGGUGGAAACAAAUCCGAUUUUUUUUAUGACAGUGUAAAUUCAACUUACAUGUUUUUCACCUAAAAAUGAUCCGCAUUAACGAUACAUAAAUAUGCAAAACCUUCGGCUUCUCUUGCCAAAGGAGCCGGGAGUUAAGUGUUGCCGCGUAACUUGCAAACCUGCUGAGUCGGUGGACAUUUUCGACCUCUCAGAAACCCAUUUAUUAUGUCAGUCCUAUGUAGCUGGUCAGGUACAAUUGAACUGUUGCUGACACAUCUUGUGACUCCGAGAUAACCUAGUCAGGAAAGUGAAAUAGAAUAGAAUGUUUCAAUAUCACAGCCAUCGCAGAUUCGCCAGCAAUUGCCCUCGGUAGAUACGGACGAGAAUACCACCCUGUAUAUACAACGAACUCUGACAUUGUGAGGGAUAAUCCCCCUUACAAGCUUCCCGUUUUCCCGCAUUCUUUAUCUUGUACCUCGUAGGUCGGUCCCAGCUCUUCCGGCGCGAUGACUGAGCGAGGCGGGGGGGGGAUUGGGCCGUUCGGUCCCGGGGGACUCCCUGCAUUCAAGCGCCCCGCGUUGCGGUUGGGAAAAUCUCCCCUAAUCCCGUGUAUUCACGGGGCUCAAUCAGCCGUCAGGGGAACAAGCCUAGGGAAACUCGAUCCUUCAGCUUUGGCUGAAUCGCUGACAUACUUUCCCGUUGACACCUUUACAAAGUUUCCAUCCCGAAGAAAUAACCCGACUCUCCCAGUGGGGCAUAAGGUGAAUGAUCCGCGGUGAUGUAUUUUGAGUCUAUUUUGGUAACACCUUUCUUGUUUGCGAGCAAAUCACAGCUUACACGUAACUAACAGCUUUCACUUUUACAAGCCUUCAACACUAUCUUCAAACAGUUUCACUUUCUGAGUGUAUGGCAAACACCCAAAUGCUGAGUUUUUAUCAUGUGUAGAGGCUGGUCUCAAUUUAAAGGGAAAUAAAGGGAAUAAUCAAUUACUGAUAAUAAUUGAAGACAUUGUUAAUGUCCGUCUGGUAAUAUUCGUGUUUAAUGGACCCAGAACAGGUCCAAUAAAAUAAAUAUUGACUGAACGGAUCUGUUUAUUAAACUCGACUUUGCGAGGAGGACCGCCAGGAGUAUUGAAUGAAGUUACACAAGACAGGCCCGUAGGCUGGCGGCGGGGGGGUUCGAACCCCCCCUCCUCGCUCGCUUCUGAGUUCCCCUUGUUGGUAGUCUUUUGUGUGUGUGUGUGUGUGUGUAGGCCCUACCGAAUAUUUUUAAAAUACUGUACUAUUCGGCAUACGAGCCAGGGCUUAUACGUUGAUUCUCAAGCUCAAGGUGACCACGAUUCUGCAUAUUAAUGAAUUAAUCUCUAGCCAUAUAUACCGUCAUGAAGUUCCGGUAAAUAUCCACAUUUCAGGUGUUUCAAAGGGUUUGAAAUCAAUGUAUCUUUGUUAAGUUUAUUCAGUAUUGAAAACUACAGUGUACAAGUCUUAUACGCAACUUUCAAUGUUGUUUUCCAAAGUACAUUGUGAUAGGCGAAAAAUAUGUUUUCACAGUGCCAAAAGUUCCUCUUUUUGGUUUGAAACCCCCACCCCGUCUUUGAUCAGGCAGUGGGCUUGUAAGUAAAGUAGACGCUUAAAGUGGCAGUAAAGAGU